CCCCGCACUCCCCUCAUGAACCCAUCUUAUUUCAACCUCUAAACUCUUCAUCCAAGUAAAGAACACAUCAACAAACAAUACCUAUCAUAACUAGGUACUUACUAGACAUAUAAUCACAUCUAAACUGCCAUCAACACAUUACAUCUACACAAUGGCUUCCACCCCCGCGGUUGAACCCCGCUUCCAACAGCUCUUCCAAGACCUCGAAUCGCGCUUCCAAGCUACCAAUAUCCCCUCUGACAAAUGGUACAUACUUGCCACGGCCACCAUCGUCGCCGGUCCAGAUCCCGAACGCGCAGAUCAAUUAUAUCUAUCCCUGAUCAACCGGCCCGAAAACGCCACUUCCGACGCCCGCCAGGCUCUCGUGCGCCGUAUGCGCGAGGCGCUGUUCAAAGCCGUCCAGAUCGUCGGCGUCUGCAAGCCCAUUGAAGCCAUUCUGGCUAUCAGCAAGUUCGAGCGCGAGGAGGACAAGGAUUACAGCGCCACCCGCAAGGACUGGCAGUGUGACGAGGCCAACCACGAGCGGGGCACUAACUGGCUGCAGAAGCUGUAUGCCGGCAACACCGCGGCUACGCUGGACUUAUUCCGUGCUCACAAAGACUUCGCCUGGUUGUCGACUGAAAUCACGUAUGGGUUGUAUCUGUCCGACCGGCAGGUGUUGGAUGAUGUCGAUACGCAGAUGGUGGUGUUGCCGGCUAUCAUGAGCCAGAACCUCAAGAAUGAGACCCAUUGGCAUAUCCGGGGAACGAGACGAUUGGGACUCUCUAAGGAGGAUGUCCAGGUGGUUUGGGAUUGUAUUCAAUUGGUGGCCAAGUUUUUCGGGGUCAAGUUGGAUAAAGUGCCCACUGUUGAGGCUGUCGAAUAUGAUGUUUGAUUGAGAUCACUGGGUUAAAAUAUAUCGAUAUAUAGCAGUAAUUGAACAAGAUUAUC
Messenger RNA from Aspergillus wentii DTO 134E9, 930 nucleotides. RefSeq lists its product as uncharacterized. The record is from RefSeq and is a predicted model, not a curated record. NCBI's taxonomy places the organism in Eukaryota, Fungi, Ascomycota, Eurotiomycetes, Eurotiales, Aspergillaceae. The transcript has a single exon. The coding region runs from base 152 to 874 and encodes 240 amino acids.